GCCCGGCGCGGUGUGGGGAGGCGGCCGCUCCUCCCGCCGCCGCCGCCGCCGCCGUUCUGAGCUUCUCGGAAAAUGAUGCACCCUGUUGCCAGCAGUAAUCCAGCUUUCUGUGGGACCGGCAAGAGCUCUUGCCUGAACGAAGACAAUGUGAGGGCUGCGGAUCAGUUUGACCUCUAUGCCACACAGCAGAGCAAGUACAGCCACGCAGUCAGCCACAAACCCAUUGCCUGCCAGAGACAAGAUGCCUUGAACGACUCCCACUUACAGACCACAAGUGGCAGGAAUUUAGAGACAAAAGAUGAACUGAAGAAAAAGAAAAACCUCAACCGCUCCGGGAAACGUGGAAGGCCAUCAGGGACCACGAAAUCAGCAGGGUACCGAACCAGCACAGGUCGACCCCUGGGGACCACCAAAGCAGCUGGAUUUAAGACAAGUCCAGGCAGACCCUUGGGUACAACUAAAGCAGCAGGAUACAAAGUCAGCCCAGGCAGACCUCCAGGAAAAAAGCAGCAAGCCUUCAGGUGUUCCAGUGAUGCCUAACACAUACUGAGCUGGACUUUUGCUGUACUUUACAAUAGGUGUGUUGAAUUGGUUUGGGGGAACUGUGUAUGCACUGGCAACUAAGACAAUGAACCUCAACUUAUACUGGAUGGCUCCUUAGUCAAUAGAUGAACUAAUGGCAGCUAAAUUGCUAUUAAGGAAUAGUUUCUUCAUGCUGAAGCUCUGAAAUCCAGUUGUACGUUCUGUUCCUCAACAAACUCGCAAGUCUGAAAUUUAGCAGUCUCUCUCAGAAGAUGUAACUUCUGACACAUGCAAAAUGCUAACGUGAGUUCAUUCACCCUCAGGAUCUCUGUUGUAUUGGCUGUUUUUAAUCAGAUAAUUUUUCAACAAAAGACUGCUUUAAGUUCUUUCCCGAACUCAGCUGGGCAAGCAGUCCUCUUCAGCUGAAUUUGUAACUGCAAGAGUGUCACACCUCGCUGGCAAGGAAUGUGUUGCAUGUCACCACUGUACCUUGGAGAAACUCCAGUCCUUACCUCCUGUUGAUCCUGUUUGCUCCUGUCCAUUCCUCACUUGUGCAUCCACUCAGUGGUGCUGUGCUGUGUGUCAGGAGAUAAUGCAGAUGUGUUGCUGUUCUGCUAGUAUAAUUUGUAUUCAAGUAUGCUGAUAAAAUAAUGAAAUCACCUAAGCAAUUUAUGUUCAUUACAGUGUUUAUUAAUUAUAUCAGAUGAAGUAUAAUCCCAGUAAAAGCUAAUUAAUGUUGUCAGUUUUGAAACGAUGAGUAUCAGAUAUAAAAGUGUUCAGAGAACCUGCAGUGCGCUGCUUGGCACUCUGGAUUUAGGAAGGAGACCAGAAGUGCACUGCUGGCAUUUCCUCAUUCUGCUUUAUUUUAUAUCUGACUAGAGUUCUCUGGUGCCGUGCAGUGAGGGGGGGAAAAAGAAGAGGAUAUUCAAAGUGACUAGAAAUGGAACUUUCAAGUACUUCGUUCUUCCUAUGUAUACUCUGCAGAAUACAUUGUGCUUUUUUCAACACUUCUUUCCAUAAGACUCACUGAAACAGCAUGUUAAUGCCUGAACUUUAAUUAUUAGUACCAAUGGGAAAACUGGCAUUUCCCCCCCAUAGUAUGAAAACAUUACUUGUAAGGUAAAUUGCUUAUUUUAUAUCAUAUAUCAUAAUUCAGCUAUUCAUAAGCUAAGAUCACUGUUGUGUAUUAACACUGUUCAGAAGACCAACAUGUCAAGUUUAGGUUUUAAUAAUUUCUUUUAAUUAUCAAGUUUCUAAUGUCUUAUUUAUCCAUAAAUGAAAUGUAUUAGCUUGCUGUUAUUCCUUAAUGUUGCUAUAAAGUUCACUGUUUAAGAUACAUAUAGUAACUACUAUCCAUUUUCUUAUUAAAUUUACCUAAUCUUUAAAACCAAAUAAUUUUGCUACUAUAAAGUCUUGCACUGGACAGAUUCAAGAUGCUAACACCAUAUUUUGGCAGAAAAAAAUCAGAUAGCAUCAGAAGCAGCUGACUUUGAUAUCAAAGAUGGUAUUUUUAAAGUCAGCACUUAGCUUUGUCAUUAAAGCGAUGUUCUUUAUAUCUUGGAUUUAGUUUAAAGUAAUCAAAUUAACUACAGCCAUUAAAGAUUUCUCUUCUGAAUGAAUAUAUUUUCAUUUUGUCUGAAGGAUCUUAAUGUUCAGUCAGGACAAAACCAAGCCUUGUUAGUGAAAAGUGACGUAUCUGUGAAGAGAAUUACCUGGAACUACAAUGCACCGAGUAAUUCAGAUGAAAAUUUAACUCCCUCCCCCAUUCUGAAGAGCUUUAAAAGGCAGAGCAAUGUGAAGUCAUUUGUGCAAUGGUUUCAUUAGCUGUGACUCUGCUGUUCUUUGUUAUAUGUAUAAUAAUGUGUCACGCUAUCCUUAGAGUUGACAGUUAAAACAGCUGAUAACAAUCAUGAAUACUUGGAACUGCAAACUUCAUUUCUGAUUACAAAAAGUUUAUUCUUCUCUAUUUUAAUGCAUAUAUUUUAACACCGCUAAAUAUAUUUAUUACUUUAGUAGAAACUAGACCUUUCUCCUUGUGGCUUUUUUUCGAAAUAGAACCUUUAUUCUGAAAUUUGAACCACUUUCUGUUCUUUCAAUCUUUCAUCAUUUGCUUUUCCACAGGUUUACUUUGGGUUAACAGUAAUCUGUUAAAUAACUAGUAUCAGCACCCUGUCCUCUGCUGUAAAAAGCCUGAUUAGAUACUGUGUAUGUUUUUAUGUCCAUGAACUUGAGCUACUCGUGUGCAAUUAUGUGUAUGGGAAUGGAGUAGUGUUCAUGAUCUGUAUUUACAUCAUCAUAUGGAUGUAUAUUUAUUAAUAAAGUUAAUACUUUAAAACUUAA
Cinclus cinclus is the source of this 2862-nucleotide messenger RNA. It is a transcript of the gene C14H5orf24, whose product is annotated as chromosome 14 C5orf24 homolog. The record is from RefSeq and is a predicted model, not a curated record. The transcript has 3 exons. Bases 73 to 540 code for a protein of 155 amino acids. Lineage: Eukaryota; Metazoa; Chordata; Aves; Passeriformes; Cinclidae.